Messenger RNA from Micropterus dolomieu (smallmouth bass), 1226 nucleotides. RefSeq names its product histone H3. Gene Ontology annotation, molecular function: protein heterodimerization activity; DNA binding; structural constituent of chromatin. Gene Ontology annotation, cellular component: nucleosome. The coding region runs from base 35 to 445 and encodes 136 amino acids. The record is from RefSeq and is a predicted model, not a curated record. The transcript has a single exon. NCBI's taxonomy places the organism in Eukaryota, Metazoa, Chordata, Actinopteri, Centrarchiformes, Centrarchidae.
UAUCUGUGAACACGGACAAGUUAGAGAGACUAAAAUGGCCAGAACCAAGCAGACCGCGCGUAAAUCCACCGGAGGAAAAGCUCCCAGGAAGCAGCUGGCCACCAAGGCUGCCCGUAAGAGCGCCCCGGCCACCGGCGGAGUGAAGAAGCCCCACCGCUACAGGCCCGGUACCGUGGCUCUCCGAGAGAUCCGCCGCUACCAGAAGUCCACCGAGCUGCUGAUCCGCAAGCUGCCCUUCCAGCGCCUGGUGAGGGAGAUCGCUCAGGACUUCAAGACCGACCUGCGCUUCCAGAGCUCCGCCGUCAUGGCUCUGCAGGAGGCCAGCGAGGCUUACCUGGUCGGCCUCUUCGAGGACACCAACCUGUGCGCCAUCCACGCCAAGAGGGUCACCAUCAUGCCCAAAGACAUCCAGCUGGCCCGACGCAUCCGCGGAGAGAGGGCUUAAACUCCCCCCACACCUCUUUACACCACAACGGCUCUUUUAAGAGCCACCUCACUAAAGCUCAAGAGCUCCUUCCUCUGAUCCUCCUUUCCAUGUAUUUUAAUAAGGCUGGCCUAAAUCACUGUAGGAAUGUCCUGUCUUUAGCACACAGCACAGAAGACACCGGCUUAUUCCACAAAGUGAUGUUUUUGGUGAAAGUAGCAUGAUCACCAAAGGGCAGGUCAACAUUUUUAAACAUUUUAUCCUUAAUUAGCAUUAAUCAUUAUUAGGUAGUUUAUUAAUUAUCCUUUCAUACUUCUUAAUCUUUGAACAUUACUGAGAGGUGUCUUAUGCUGUGCUGUAAUCAUGAAUGCAGUAACAAAGUUAAGAUCCCUGAGUGGGAGCAUUGACAGUAGACACUGAGACUAUGCAUACUUGAAUGGCACAGCACAACAUGUUAUUCCUGUAGUAAUUUUUUAAUAAAUAUAACUUUGUUAAAUUAUAUACACAUAAAUGCUGAAAAAGGUGACAUUUGAGUUAAAAUGUACAUGAUGAGUUUCUUAUCCUGUAAUAUAAAAAUAUAGAAAGUCAACAACACAGAAUGAUGAAUGAAAGCUGGAAAACUUCUAAAGUGGGGCAACAUGUGUGAACAGCAUAAAAACAGAAGAUAAGAAGUUCAUCAUAGAGGAAGUAGGGGUGAAAAAAGCCCAGAAGGGAUAUAUAAGGCUGUCUACAGACCAUAGGAUUGACUUCAUCCUCCGGGUUUAUGUGUCCUGUGUUGGAAUAAACUCUUUUUUGCACCGAC